AUGAAUACAAAUCGAAUGGAAAUAAAUUCUAAAGAAAAAAUUCAAGAAACGCAAUUAACAUCAAAAGAAAAACGUGCUAUUUAUAUGUCUCGAUUACGUGGUGCAAUUGAUUCUGAAUAUCGUCGUAUGGAACGUGAAAAUAAUGCACGUGCUAUGCGUAAAAAACGUUUAGAAAAUCCAUUAUAUCGUGAACAUGAACGUUGUCAAAAUCGUAGACAUAUGGCUGAAAUGCGUCGUAAAAAUUCCGAAUAUCGACAACGAGAACAUAUUAAAAAUCGUCAUCGUAUGACAUUAAAACGUGGUUUACAUUCACAGACUUCAUCAAAAAUUAAUAAUACAAAAAAAUUAACAUCUAUUAAUAAUGAUAAUAAUAAUAAUGAUAAUAAUAAUGAUAAUAAUAAUAAUAAUAAUAAUAAUAAUAAUAAUAAUAAUAAUGAUAUGAUAAAUUCAAUUUAUCAAAUAUUAGAAAAUAAUUUACAAUCAUCACAUAUAUCAUUUAUUCCAUAUCAAACAAAUUUUGAUUGUUAUCAACAACUAUCAAAUAAUACUAAACAACGAAGUGAAUAUGAACUUUUACAACAAAUCGAUGACUAUUGUCGUCAACAAGAUAUUAGAUCGAGUUCAGAUAGUAAUAGUCGUAGUGCUGAUUCAACACCGUCUUAUUAG
Messenger RNA from Rotaria sordida, 666 nucleotides. The record is from the annotation of a GenBank genome assembly. Lineage: Eukaryota; Metazoa; Rotifera; Eurotatoria; Philodinida; Philodinidae.